AUGGACAAAUACGUGGUGAAACGACCCCCCCGCGAGGUGGGGAGUGGUAGCGGUGGAAAAAGGCCGCGUCCCGCGGAGCCGGGGCCCGCCUCAGCGCAGCCCCUCUGGCAGGAGAUCCGCGCUGAGGGGCUGAACUGCGAUUACCGGCUCCUCUUCGGUAAGGCUGAGGCUGACGAGAUUUUCCAGCAGCUGGAAGAGGAGGUGGAGUAUUUCGAAGGUGAAAUGACCAAGUUGCACGUCUUUGGCAAAUGGCACAACAUUCCAAGGAAGCAGGUCACCUAUGGAGACCCUGAGUUAACCUACACAUACUCAGGUGUUACCUUCUCUCCUAAGCCAUGGAUCCCAGUUCUCAAGCGCAUCCGAGACCAUGUCGCUCUGGACACAGGACAUACUUUUAAUUUUGUCCUAAUUAACAGGUACAAAGAUGGUGGGGACCACAUAGGGGAACAUCGUGACGACGAGAGCGAGCUGGUUCCACGCAGCCCUAUUGCCUCUGUCUCCUUUGGAGCUUGCAGGGACUUUGUUUUCAGGCACUGUGAUUCCAGAGGGAAGAAGGCAACACGCCACAUCCAACCCAUCAAGCUGCAGCUAGCCCAUGGCAGCCUGCUGCUGCUGAAGUACCCCACCAACGUGUACUGGUACCACAGCCUGCCCACCCGUAAGAGAGUGCUUGCCCCAAGGAUCAACCUCACGUUCCGGAACGUGAGGACUGUAGCCAAGAAGUGA
Molecule: messenger RNA, 726 nt
Organism: Indicator indicator
Lineage: Eukaryota; Metazoa; Chordata; Aves; Piciformes; Indicatoridae
Gene: ALKBH2
Product: alkB homolog 2, alpha-ketoglutarate dependent dioxygenase
Exons: 3
Coding region: 1-726 (241 amino acids)
Biological process (GO): DNA repair
Source: RefSeq, a predicted model, not a curated record